This is a messenger RNA of Fulvia fulva, 699 nucleotides long. RefSeq lists its product as uncharacterized. Lineage: Eukaryota; Fungi; Ascomycota; Dothideomycetes; Mycosphaerellales; Mycosphaerellaceae. The record is from RefSeq and is a predicted model, not a curated record. The transcript has a single exon. The coding region runs from base 1 to 699 and encodes 232 amino acids.
AUGACCCUCACCAGAAAACGUAGCACUGUGGCACCAGCAUGCCUUACAAAGGCGAGUCGACGGAGACUGACCCUUCAGAAGAACUCCAAAUCGGAUGUUCGCGAUGACCGGACACCUCAGCAGCAGGUGUUCGGCGACCCGAAGUUGCUCGAGCACAUCCUCGCACAAGUUGGAAGCAUGCAAACACUUCUCCUUAGCCAACGCGUCGACACAACUUUCCAGAAAUGCAUCAAAGGAUCGCCACUCUUACGGCAGAAGCUAUGGCUCGAGCCAGACCCGGACAUGAAGAUGUGGCACCUAGGACGCCUAAAUCCACUACUCAGUAGAAGCGUCUCACGGAAGAAGCACAAACACAUCCUGGCCUUAUCCCACUCCGGAUGCGACGUCUGUAUCUUGACGACGAUGAACGCCCGAAGUGUCGAAAUGUCUGGAAGCUGGCGGGAUAUGCUGAUUUAUCAACCGCACAGCCCAUUCGCCGUCUUCAAGACAGCGGAUUGCUGGGCGUCGGGCGAGAGUUUCAGUCAGAAUCACUUCAAGGAUCCUCCGACUGCUGGACAGCUCGUCAAUGUGGCAACUAGUCGUUCUCAAAAGACGCUAUCACAGCCUGCAACUCGACCGCUAUCGGCCGACUAUGACCGCAAAUGUGGUUAUCCUGCGACGGGACAUGGCUGCCAUCGCGCAAAGGUAUCGGUGCCAUGA